GCCGGGGCGCGGGUCCAUCGGAUCGGGAGCGCGCGGCGAGGCAGGCGGGGACGCACACCUGGCGUGGCGCGACGCGACCGCGGCCGCGGGGGGCGCGCGUCCUUCUCCUUCCUCUCCCCUCCCUCACCUCACCUCACGUUGCGCCUCCCAUCCCCUUCGCUCGCUCGCCUCUGCCCCGCCUCGUGAAGCCUCUCGCUCUCGCUCUCGCUUUCGCCACCGAUUCGCCCCCAGAGCGCCGCCCAUGUCGUCGUCGCCGUCGGUGCCAUCCGUGCGCCUCCCGCUCCUCCGGGCGGCGCCACCGCGGGCUGCCCCGCUCUGCCGCGGCCGCGGGUGGAGCGAUGGGGCACCGUCUCCCGCGCUCGUCGUCGUCAAGCCGCUCGCGUGCAAGGCGCCCGCGUCCUACCACUCCGCGCUGCUCCUCCACCGCCGCCGGCGGUAUGCGCUGCCCCCGGUUGCCGCCACCGCCACCUCCAAGCCCGUCCUCAAGGACCCGAAGAAGUACCAGGAAUGGGACUCCCUGACGGCCAAGUUCGCCGGCGCCGCCAACGUCCCCUUCCUCCUCCUGCAGCUCCCCCAGAUCAUCCUCAACGCCCGUAACCUCCUCGCCGGCAACAAAACCGCCCUCUUCGCCGUCCCGUGGCUCGGGAUGCUCACCGGGCUGCUCGGGAACUUGUCGCUGCUGUCCUAUUUCGCCAAGAAGAAGGAGACAGGGGCAGUCAUCGUGCAAACCUUGGGUGUCAUCUCCACCUAUGUAGUCAUUGCCCAGCUCGCCAUGGCAGAGUCCAUGCCAUUGCCACAGUUUGUGGCCACUUCAGCAGUUGUGGCCGCUGGGCUGCUAUUGAACUUCCUCAAUUACUUCGGGUGGCUCCCGGGAACCCUCUGGCUGCUAUGGGAGGAUUUCAUCACAAUAGGUGGCCUUGCUGUGCUCCCUCAGGUUAUGUGGUCAACGUUUGUUCCCUUCAUCCCCAAUAGCUUACUGCCUGGAAUAAUCUCUGGUUCUUUGGCUGCCACCGCCGUCGUAAUGGCAAGAAUGGGAAAGCUUUCUGUGGGAGGUACUAAAUUGGUUGGAUCAUUAUCUGGCUGGACGGCCACACUUCUGUUCAUGUGGAUGCCAGUUGCGCAGAUGUGGACAAAUUACCUCAACCCAAGUAACAUAAAAGGGUUGUCACCUUUCACUAUGUUGCUUGCAAUGAUUGGAAAUGGACUUAUGAUUCCUCGUGCUGUAUUUAUCAGAGAUCUCAUGUGGUUCACUGGUUCUGCCUGGGCAUCUUUCCUACAGGGUUGGGGUAACUUGGCCUGCAUGUACUGCUUCCAUAGCAUCAGCAAAGAAUCUUUCUUGGCAACAACAUUCGGACUUCUUCUGUGGCUAGGACUUACUCUCUGGAGAGAUACAAUUGCCCAUGGUAACAGCUCACCCAUGACAUCUUUGAAGGAGCUUCUUUUCGGAAAGUGAAUAGAGCUCCAGCAUGUCCAUUAAUCCAUAUGUCCCAGCAGCAAACUGCUGCCAGGUAGGAAGUUCUCCGAAUACAAUAAUUUGUGGUGACUUAGCAAAAACCUGUUCGAUCCUGGCAUUGAGAUGAAGCACUCUGGUCGACAACUUCUUGUCGUGGUGAAACUGGAGCCUCCCAAGCUUGCAGAAAGCGGCAUGUGCUCCUACAGAAGUUACCAGGUGGCCAGCUUGUGCAUCUGGCAGAGAAGAGUACAGUGUGUAGCAGAUCUUUUUUUUUUUGUAAGAAAGAACUUUAUGAUUUUCAUCUUGAAUAAGAUUGUCAGGUCAUGCUGGUAUGGAAAUAUGCAACCACUGGCCACUGUCCUUUAGGUCAUUGGUGAUGUCCA
Oryza brachyantha (malo sina) is the source of this 1836-nucleotide messenger RNA. Its product is annotated as maltose excess protein 1-like, chloroplastic. Gene Ontology annotation, cellular component: chloroplast envelope. Gene Ontology annotation, molecular function: maltose transmembrane transporter activity. The transcript is spliced from 9 exons. Lineage: Eukaryota; Viridiplantae; Streptophyta; Magnoliopsida; Poales; Poaceae. The record is from RefSeq and is a predicted model, not a curated record. Bases 242 to 1453 code for a protein of 403 amino acids.